Molecule: messenger RNA, 318 nt
Organism: Fomitopsis serialis
Lineage: Eukaryota; Fungi; Basidiomycota; Agaricomycetes; Polyporales; Fomitopsidaceae
Product: mitochondrial ribosomal protein L31
Exons: 4
Coding region: 1-318 (105 amino acids)
Cellular component (GO): mitochondrial large ribosomal subunit
Molecular function (GO): structural constituent of ribosome
Source: RefSeq, a predicted model, not a curated record
AUGUUCGGGGCGUUCAGGGCAACACAGCCAAGUCUUAGCGGCCUCCUCUGGAAGGUCCCGUGGAAGUUGUCGAGUACUCGCAAAGCUAAUGCCAGGACACGACUGAAGAGGGUGGACGCAGUCAUCGAGGCAGUCAGGGCAAGUGGGGUUGAAUGUGCUUCUCUCACGAAAGCUCUGCAGCUCCCCAAAGAGCAUGAAAUGGCACCCAGGGACAAAUACACGGUCUUCACUCGGCACACAAGGGGCUACCGGAAGGGCAUCCACAAGGUUCCCAAGUGGACUCGGCUGACUUUGCGGCAAAGCCCUGUGGGUUUCUGA